AUGGCUGCGAAUUCCAAUUUGAGCUCGAAUCCAAGUCUGAUUCAGAAUGCAGACAAUGCAAGGACAAUGUUUCUUCCGGAGAUCGGACCUGAUGGAAUCCCACGAGAAUCUCCUGUUAUUGCUUACACGGAAAAGAUAAUAGAAGCAGAGCAGCUUCAAUUGAGAAAAUACAUCGAAGAAAAUUAUUCCAAGAUUCGUGAUGUUGAACGAGAAUUGGGAAAUCUUACAAUGGAGAUGAAGCUUACUGCUGGUCCAAAGAAAGCUGCUCUUGAACACAUGCGAAAGAAAAUAGAAUUGUCAACUGAGAGAAUUCGUGUUGCUAAGCUGAAUGAAGAGCAGGCACGAAAGGCCUGGGAAGCAGCAUCAAAAACUGUAAAGGAUGAAGAAGCAAUUAAACAGAAGCUUUGUGAAGACUUGAAUAAUCUGGUUCAGGAAAGUAGCAAUGCUCAGUAUGCUAGACUGGAAGAAUUGAAACGGCGUCUGGAAGCUUUAAACCCGAGCAGAUCAUCCACUCAUGUACCCUCUGAUGGGAAUCCAAGGGGACUGGUAACUCAGGAUAUUUCCACAGUAAGUACACCAGAACCAGCAGCUGGAUCAGCUGCUGAUGCAUCAAGUCGAGGGAAUGUUCCCCAAACAGGUGGUCAGAACCAACAGCCUUCUCUUGAUGGUGACGGAAGAGGGAAGAAGAAAAGAGUGGAAGCACCAAGGAACAGCUUGGAAUUAGAGGAGCCUCCCAUGGAUGCUGCAGCUUCGCUGUCAUUAGCCAUGAAAGAAGAUGGAAAUUUGAAUAUCCCUGAGACACCAAGAAUUUCAUCAGCCAGAAGGUCAGAUGUUGACCAUAGGCUGUCCCUUCAAAUAAAAAAAAAGAGAGAGAAUUUCAGUGAAGAAAUUGAAUUCCAGAAAAUGGGUACAAGGAGAGAAUUCAAGAAGAGGAUGAAAAUAGAAAUUCAGGCCAAUAUCAAGGCAGAUUUUAGUCAGUCGGUAAUGGAAGAAACAGAGAGGGGAUGA
Messenger RNA from Fraxinus pennsylvanica, 1008 nucleotides. NCBI's taxonomy places the organism in Eukaryota, Viridiplantae, Streptophyta, Magnoliopsida, Lamiales, Oleaceae. The record is from the annotation of a GenBank genome assembly.